Messenger RNA from Acanthosepion pharaonis, 1323 nucleotides. The record is from the annotation of a GenBank genome assembly. Lineage: Eukaryota; Metazoa; Mollusca; Cephalopoda; Sepiida; Sepiidae.
AUGGCCAAGAGUGGUUCGGGUAUCUUUCUUCCUUUCAUUUAUGUCUGCCUUCAUAGAUUCGAUCAUUCUUUCUUCUUUUUAUUUGAUUUAUUCGCUUCGACUUGGAUUUAUUCCUUUUCUAUACCUGCCAGAUUUGUUUCAAUCUUUCUUUCCUUUCUCUUUCUUUCUUUCUUGCUUUCUUUCUUGCUUUCUUUCUUUCUUUAUGCCUUAUUGUAUGCUAUAAUUCUUUCAUUCUUUUUAUUUAGUUGUAUUGGUUUCGACCUUAAUUUCUUCCUUUUUCUCUGUCUGCCAUAUUUGUUUCGAUAUUUCUCUGUUUUUCUUUCUUUCUUUCUUUCUUUCUUUCUUUCUUUCUGCCUUAUUGGAUUCUUUCCUUCCUUCCUUCCAUCAUUCCUUCUUUCCUUCCUUUGUUUCGAAAUUUCUCUGCUUUUCCUUUCUUCAUCCUUUCUUUCAUUCCUUCCUUCUUUCCUUCCUUCCUUCCUUCAUUUGUUUCAAAAUUUCUCUGAUUUUCUUCCUUCCUUCCUUUCUUCCUUCCUUCCUUCCUUCCUUCCUUCCUUCCUUCAUUUGUUUCGAAAUUUCUCUGCAUUUCUUUCCUUCUUUCCUUCCUCCUUUCUUUCCUUCCUUCCUUCCUUCUUUCCUUCCUUCCUUCCUCUUCCUUCCUUCCUUCUAUCUUUCCUUCUUUCCUUCCUUCCUUUGUUUCGAAAUUUCAAUGCUUUUCCUUCCUUCCUUCCUUCCUUCCUUCCUUCCUUCCUUCCUUCCUUCCUUCCUUCCUUUCUAUAUUAUUUUCUCAUACUCACUCUUCUUCUUCUUCUUCUUCUUCUUCUUCUUCUUUCCCUCGUUCUUUUAAAAACAUUUGAAUCAAUGCUUGGUUGUAUCUCUAACCAUUUCUCUCUUUCCUUUCUUCCUUCUUUUUUCUAUCUUUCUUUUAUUUCCUUGUAUUUGUUGUUUCACCAAUAUAUAUCUGUCUAUCUAUCAUAUCUAUCUCUCUAUCUCUCUCUCUCUCUCUCUAGCACAAUUUUAUUAAUACCACCACACAAUAUCUAUCUAUCUAUCUAUCUAUCUAUCUAUCUGUCUCUGUCUCUUUUGUUCAUAUCUAUCUAUCUAUCUAUCUAUCUAUCUAUCUAUUUGAUUGUCACACCGAUCAUCAGAAAGUCAAAAGUAGCACAAUGCUGUAUGUACGUCUGUGUUUGUGUUACGCUGUUCACAUUAUCUCUGAAAUUUUGGCUUCAUUAUUAUCUAUCUAUCUAUCUAUCUAUCUAUCUAUCUAUCUAUCUAUCUAUCUAUCUAUCUGUUCUUGAAGUCAUAGCAUUGGAUCUGAAACAUUAA